AUUCAUUUAUAUAAACUAUUUCCCAUGAAUUCAGGCACAAUGCAUUAGAUUACAAUCCUAUAGAUUUCGUAAUUUUUUUUCCGGUUUCGUCAACACUCAACUCUGACUCAGGUUUAGCUUCACAAGUCACGACAUCCAAAACAGAGGCAGCGUCAUGGUUCCGUGAUAUUAUUUUGUUUUAGCAGACGCUCCAUAGAUUUUGUUCACCUACCUGUAAACUUUGUAUUUUCCGUAAGAUAUCAUUACAUUAGUUUAUUACGUGAAAGGGCGCUGAUGAGAUAGUUCUGUUCUAUACGUUAUCUUGAAAUUUGUUUUUAUCUGUCAGUGUGUUUCCGCCCACCAUCGAAUAUUCCUUUUGAAACACGCCAUUUUUCUCUGACGAAAGAAAGAACAAGCAAAUAUGGCUGCUACGUCCAUAGCAAAUCCGCAAAUGCCUCUUUUGACACCUAUCCCAGGUGGUUUCAUGCAUGGGAAAAUCGUAAGAAUUCAAGGCUCACUAAGUCCCUCAGCCCAACGUUUUGCUAUAAAUCUCCAGUGUGGACCCAAUACAAAUCCACGUGAUGAUUUGGCUUUACAUGUGAACGCAAGAAUCCAUGAGCGCGCUGUUGUCAGGAAUUCUCUCGUCAGUGGUCAAUGGGGACCCGAAGAGCGACACGGUCCCACAUUUCCAUUUGUGCCUGGACAAGGAUUUGAAAUACUAAUUUUGGCAGAAUCCAAUAACUAUAAGAUUGCUAUCAACGGUCAACAUUUUGCAGAAUUUCGCUCUAGAACUCCAAUGGAGCGUGUUUCAUAUUUAUCGGCCGAUGGUGAAAUAAUGAUAGCUAAGAUAAACUUUGAAGGGGGUAGUCAUGGGAUGCCAGGUAUGCACGCUCCGAUGCCCGCUCCGAUGCCCAUGCCCAUGCCAGGAAUGCCUCAACAACACUAUCCUGCUCCCGGGAUGCCCCAUCAACCUUAUCCCGCUCCAGGGGGAAUGUAUCCGACGCAACCAGGCAUGGGCUAUCCAACGCAACCGGGCAUGGGCUAUCCAACGCAACCAGGCAUGGGCUAUUCAACGCAACCUGGAAUGCAUCCAGCUAAUUAUGGACAUCUUUCUCCAAAAUCAGCCCCCUAUCCUGAUCCCUACGCGCCCAAUCCUGAUCCGUACGCGCAGUACCCGAAUCAACCUGCUCACGGCGGUAGUGCCGGUUCGGGCUCAGGAUUGAGCGGUUUGAUAAAUAAGGCUUCCACAGCUGUCGCUGGCCUUGGACUGGCAUCUGGAGUAACUGGAAUAUUGGGAUCUCUUGCCGGAGGAGGACAUCGCAGCAGUGGUUAUCCCGCUGCAGGUUAUCCUACGGGUUAUCCGGGUCAACAACCGGGAUUCAUGAAUCAAGGAAGUGGAGGGGGCGGACUUCUCGGUGGUCUUGGUACCGCAAUGGGUGCGGCUGCUUUGGGAACUGCUUUACUCAAUCCCAAAAAAGCUGCCAAGAAACAACAUAAAGCACAAAAGAAGGCGAUGAAAUACGGGAUCCCGCUAGCUGCAGUGGGGGCAAAAAAUAUUGACAAAAUGGGCUUGUGCAAAUGUCCUAAACGAAAAGUAACGAAUCAGUUUUGCUUUGAACACCGAGUCAAUGUAUGCGAAUCAUGUAUGGUAUCAAAUCAUCCUAAGUGUGUUGUCCAAUCAUAUUGCCAAUGGCUAAAAGAUAGUGACUACUGUUCUACUUGUACACUGUGUUCCACAGAUUUGUCACAAGAUGAUUGCAUCCGACUCAUCUGCUACCAUGUAUUUCAUUUGAAAUGCUUGGAUGCUUACUGUAGACAGUACCCAGUUAACACUGCACCUGCAGGAUAUGUGUGUCCCUCACCCUGCUCCCAUCCAAUUUUUCCAGCAUCCAAUCUUGUUUCUCCAGUUGCCGAUGUAAUGCGAUCGGUCCUUGCUAAUCGACCAUGGGCCAGAGAAGGACUAGGUCUACCUCUGCUGCCAUAUGACAAUGCAGUUGAUUCAAACCAACCAGAAAUUCACCAAGCUAAGAUUGUUGCUGUUCAGAAAGAAGUAACUAAUUACAGUGUAGUCAAUGUUGAGGGAGAUAUUUCGAACACAAUUCACCGCAAUGAACCUAUAAUUCAUGCCAAACGUCCAAUCGGGUUGCUUGCCGACUCGGAUCGUGACGAAAGUAUUAAUAAGUAUAAACGUCGUCCACCGUGGGAAUCUUUUAAACGUAUGCUCAGCAAUUUACUGGACCCUCACUCCAGAAAUCGCCAACGUGGUCAUCUUCGUCGACGCUACGCCUUAAUGUUGGUUAUAGCUGUCUUUGUUCUAUUAUUCAUUUUUGCCAUUGGCUCAAGAAUAUUUAACAGCCCGGUGGAUCUUGAACCGCUAGAUGCACCAUUUAAUCAUAGAGUUGCAUCGAACUAAUGAAUUAAUAAAACCAACAAAUUUUUAUUAAAUAAUACUUUGUCGUUCGUAAAAUUACGUUGGCAUAUAAUUCCCAACCAUGUUAAUUUUCCAUAUUUUCUGCUUACAUUAAUUUGAUACUGUGUAAGUGUAUAUGUAUAUGACAUUCUAUUAAUUAAAGGUACAGAAAUCGGCUAUUGGA
Messenger RNA from Daphnia pulicaria, 2573 nucleotides. RefSeq lists its product as uncharacterized. Bases 401 to 2392 code for a protein of 663 amino acids. Gene Ontology annotation, molecular function: carbohydrate binding. NCBI's taxonomy places the organism in Eukaryota, Metazoa, Arthropoda, Branchiopoda, Diplostraca, Daphniidae. The transcript has 12 exons. Gene Ontology annotation, cellular component: Golgi apparatus. The record is from RefSeq and is a predicted model, not a curated record.